Puntigrus tetrazona (Sumatra barb) is the source of this 976-nucleotide messenger RNA. RefSeq names its product autophagy related 101 (gene atg101). Gene Ontology annotation, cellular component: phagophore assembly site. The transcript is spliced from 3 exons. The coding region runs from base 155 to 811 and encodes 218 amino acids. Lineage: Eukaryota; Metazoa; Chordata; Actinopteri; Cypriniformes; Cyprinidae. The record is from RefSeq and is a predicted model, not a curated record. Gene Ontology annotation, biological process: autophagosome assembly; autophagy.
AACCAACCGCUGGGAUUAUUACAACGCCAAACGGCACUGUCCCUCAUCCCGCCCUGUACAUGUGACGUGUGUUUACAAAACAAAAGCACUCCAUUGCAAGAAAAAAAAUAUGCGCAUCGACAUUUCGUACGUAAGAAGCUUAUUAUAGGUCGUCAUGAACUGUAGAUCAGAAGUCCUGGAGGUGUCAGUGGAGGGCAGGCAGGUGGAUGAGGCCAUGCUGGCCCUCCUGCACACGAUCCUCCUGCACCGCAGCACAGGGAAAUUUCACUAUAAAAAAGAGGGCACGUACUCCAUCGGCACGGUGGGAACUCAAGACGUGGACUGCGACUUCAUCGACUUUACAUUCGUGCGAGUGUCUUCUGAUGAGCUGGACAGGGUUAUCAGGAAAGCGGUAGCCGAGUUUAAGGAUGCUCUUGGUAAUUCUGGGAGUGAUGGCAUGGGUCAGAUCUCUUUGGAGUUCUACCAGAAGAAGAAGUCCCGCUGGCCCUUCUCAGACGAAUGCAUCCCGUGGGAGGUUUGGAGCAUCAAGGUGAACGUGGUGAACCUGGCCAAUGAACAGGAGCGUCAGAUCUGCAGGGAGAAAGUUGGCGAGAAGCUCGGAGAGAAAGUUAUCAACAUCGUGGAGGUCAUCAACCGCCACGAGUAUCUUCCCAAGAUGCCCACACAGUCGGAGGUGGACAAUGUAUUCGAUACAAGUUUGAAAGACGUUCAGCCGUAUCUGUACAAGAUCACGUACCAGAUCACUGACUCUCUGGGCACGUCAGUGAGCACGACCAUGAGGAGGCUGAUCAAAGACACGCUGGCAUUGUAAAGGACAGUGAAACAGCUUCUUGGAUGUUUAUAAUGAUCGUCUAAAAAGAGAAAAUCACAUUAAAUUGUUCCUGAAUGGGAUUUACACUUUCCCUGUAUAAUAAUGGUAUCCAAUAACUUUAUAUCAGCCAAUUCAAGCAUAUUAUUGUUAUUUCUUUUUUUUUUU